Molecule: messenger RNA, 894 nt
Organism: Alosa alosa (allis shad)
Lineage: Eukaryota; Metazoa; Chordata; Actinopteri; Clupeiformes; Clupeidae
Gene: cnep1r1
Product: CTD nuclear envelope phosphatase 1 regulatory subunit 1
Exons: 6
Coding region: 74-451 (125 amino acids)
Cellular component (GO): Nem1-Spo7 phosphatase complex; cytoplasm
Source: RefSeq, a predicted model, not a curated record
UGGCCAAUCCGCGUUGAGGGUGCAUGUGCGUCUGAGGACCGGAGGACACACGGAGGAACUCACAGUGGAAGCAAUGAAUUCCCUGGAACAGGCUGAAGACCUGAAGGCCUUCGAGAGGAGGCUAACGGAGUACGUUUCCUGCCUUCAGCCCGCUACGGGCCGCUGGAGAAUGAUUCUGAUCGUGGUGUCGGUCUGCACGGCCACGGGUGCCUGGAACUGGCUCAUUGACCCCGACACACAGAAGGUGUCGUUCUUCUCGUCACUGUGGAACCACCCAUUCUUCACCAUCAGCUGCAUCACACUCAUUGGCCUCUUCUUCGCUGGGAUUCACAAACGUGUCGUCGCGCCCUCCAUAAUCGCAGCUCGCUGCCGGACAGUGCUAGCUGAAUACAACAUGUCCUGUGAUGACACUGGGAAACUCAUCCUGAAACCGCGGCCUCACAUCCAAUAGCAGCAGAGUUUCCACUCUGACAGGAGAAUCCCACCAAUCAGCAGCACAGAUGGGCGGGAUUACUGCCCAGAGAGACGGAAGAGAUGUAGCGGACUCUAGGGGCUAUAUGAACUGUUUGCACACAGGAAACAUCUCUAUGGAAACCAGUUGCACUGCUGUCAGAAGAAAUGUCCCUAGGGGAGGAGCUGCUGGGCUGGGCCCUUUAAGCCUGCAUCGGCUUAGGUGUGCGAGUGCGAGUGCGAGGCCUGCACAGGCGUUUUUUUUUUCGGUGUGAGUGUGUGUGUAAGCUUGAGGCCUGUACAGGUGUGUGUGUGUGUGUGUGAGAGUGAGUGCAAGCUUGAGGCCUGCACAGGCGUGUGUGUGUGUGUGUUUUAUGGUGAAUGGUUAUUUUCAGUAUGUAGAACCAGCUUUAAGAUCCCUAUAAUAAAACCCUGAUGUUUGGA